CCGGGAGGGGUCGGGGCGGCGGCGGGAGGAGAGGUGAGGCUCCGGCACGCGCCCCACUCGCUGCGAGAGCGCGAACCGCGCGCUCCCGUCGUCCGCGUCGCCAUCUUUUUUUUUUCCCCCCUCCGUCCGUCUGUCUGCCGUUGGCUUUGUCUGUCCGCCGCGCCGCCCCUCGCCUCCCCGCCGCCAGCCCGGCCCGCAGCCACCCUCUGCCCACCGGGGCCGGGUCCCAGAGAGCCCGGGCCCGGCCGGCUGGAGCUGCGGCCGGGGCCCAUUGUCCCGCGGUCUGUCCGUCCGGAGGCGGAGCCCAGGGACGCGGAGCGCCGAGGCUGCGGCUUCACAUCACUCGGAUUCGGGCGACUUUACUUUGCUUCGUGGGAACCUCAUCAGAGCUGGAGGUCUGAAAAGAACUGUGUUUGGUAUGCAGCUAUGAUAGAAGACUGCCUGAAAGCUGCUUCCUUGCCACUUCCUGUGGAGGCCUGUCUUUGCCAUUUGCGGUUUCUUUCUUCUUUUGGUCAGCACCGUACGAGGAGGUAGUGACCUGUCCAGGGGUGAAACUGGGGAAGAACGGAGCUUGGAUAUCAGGGAAACAUGUCCCGUAGGAAACAGACAAACCCAAAUAAAGUUCACUGGGAUCAAGUCUUUGCUGGGUUAGAAGAACAAGCCCGACAGGCAAUGAUGAAAACCGAUUUUCCUGGAGACCUUGGCAGUCAGCGACAAGCUAUCCAACAACUACGAGAUCAGGACUCCAGUAGCAGUGAGUUCUGCACCUUCUGGUGACAGUGAAGGUGACGAAGAGGAGACCACACAAGAUGAAGUAUCUUCCCACACAUCAGAGGAAGAUGGUGGGGUAGUCAAAGUGGAAAAGGAAUUAGAGACUGCGGAAGCACCUGUCAGUAGUGGGGACGCACUAGCAGAGCGCGAGUCUGCAGUGGGAACCUAAGACUACUGAAGGAGGUGGGGCAGGGAAGAGACUAGUGAAGAGUCUUCAUGACUUGCCUGUUUGGUGGAUUUGCAGGUCACAGAAAACCUAAAUUCUGACCCCUUACUUCAACUCUGCCAGUGUCCCCUCUGCCAGCUAGACUGUGGGAGUCGGGAGCAGCUGAUUGCACAUGUGUACCAGCAUACUGCAGCAGUGGUGAGUGCCAAGAGUUACAUGUGUCCUGUCUGUGGCCGGGCCCUUAGCUCCCCAGGGUCUUUGGGUCGCCACCUCCUAAUCCAUUCAGAAGAUCAGCGGUCCAACUGCGCUGUGUGCGGAGCCCGUUUUACCAGCCACGCCACUUUUAACAGUGAGAAACUCCCUCAAGUACUUAAUAUGGAAUCCGUACCCCAAGUCCACAGUGAAGGUCCCUCCAGUGCUGAAGGAAAGGACAUUGCCUGUAGUCCUCCAGUAUACCCUGCUGGAAUUCUGCUUGUUUGCAACAACUGUGCUGCUUACCGCAAGCUACUGGAAACACAGACUCCCAGCGUACGCAAGUGGGCCCUUCGGCGACAGAAUGAGCCUCUGGAAGUAAGGCUGCAACGACUUGAACGAGAACGCACAGCCAAGAAGAGCCGUCGAGACAAUGAGACCCCAGAGGAGAGGGAGGUAAGACGCAUGAGGGAUCGUGAAGCCAAGCGCCUGCAGCGCAUGCAAGAGACAGAUGAGCAGCGAGCUCGCAGGCUGCAGCGAGACCGGGAGGCCAUGAGGCUGAAGCGGGCCAAUGAAACCCCAGAGAAGCGGCAGGCCCGACUCAUUCGAGAGCGAGAGGCUAAGAGGCUCAAGAGGAGACUGGAGAAAAUGGACAUGAUGUUGCGCGCUCAGUUUGGUCAGGACCCUUCUGCCAUGGCAGCCUUAGCAGCCGAAAUGAACUUCUUCCAGUUGCCCGUGAGUGGGGUAGAGUUGGACAGCCAGCUUCUAGGGAAAAUGGCCUUCGAAGAGCAGAACAACAGCUCUCUGCACUGAACCACACCCUCUUGCCUGACCUCCCAUCCACUCCAGCCCUCGGGGAUUGGUGCUGCAGUCACUCAGGAGGCCACAGUCCUUGCUGCCACAGGCAGGUCCGGGUUGGUUGCAGGGAAACCUGUGCACCCUCUGCAUUUGGGAAAAGGAUGGGGUCAGGAGGGGACCUGGCUCAAUGCAGUUCUGGACAAGGGAGCAGGCACUCCAGAAACCUGGACUCUUCAGCCCACGGUGGCAGGCCAGGACUAUGGGACUGUGGGACCCAGUAUGGUCCAUGAAGCUGUGAGGGCAAAUAAAUUAAUUUUAUCUUUACUGGC
Mus musculus (house mouse) is the source of this 2256-nucleotide messenger RNA. It is a transcript of the gene Zfp821, whose product is annotated as zinc finger protein 821. Bases 1154 to 1942 code for a protein of 262 amino acids. NCBI's taxonomy places the organism in Eukaryota, Metazoa, Chordata, Mammalia, Rodentia, Muridae. The transcript is spliced from 9 exons. Gene Ontology annotation, cellular component: nucleus; nuclear speck. Gene Ontology annotation, molecular function: sequence-specific double-stranded DNA binding. The record is from RefSeq and is a predicted model, not a curated record.